This is a messenger RNA of Aspergillus nidulans FGSC A4, 1729 nucleotides long. RefSeq names its product tRNA (uracil(54)-C(5))-methyltransferase. NCBI's taxonomy places the organism in Eukaryota, Fungi, Ascomycota, Eurotiomycetes, Eurotiales, Aspergillaceae. Gene Ontology annotation, biological process: RNA modification; tRNA processing; tRNA modification. The transcript has a single exon. Bases 2 to 1729 code for a protein of 575 amino acids. Gene Ontology annotation, molecular function: tRNA (uracil(54)-C5)-methyltransferase activity, S-adenosyl methionine-dependent; single-stranded DNA endonuclease activity; RNA methyltransferase activity. The record is from RefSeq and is a predicted model, not a curated record.
CAUGUUUCGCUUUCUGCGACUACCUGUUCGUUGCAAAUUUCAAUACUGCUCCUCUCGUCCCUCUCCGGUCCAGCUGCUUGCUUCCGCAAAAUCGAGCCCAAUUUCUCUGCAGCAGCGGAAUGCGCAUAUUCCCCCGAUAAUGGAGGCACCGAAACAAAACCACCGAAACGCCCCCAAGCGGCAGAAGAGGAACCCGGCCAAGCAGCGAAAGGAGAAGUCAAACGAGUUUGACGAAGUCCUACAAGCCGACGUUGACAGACUACUGAAAAGCAAGCGAGACGGCAGCCCAGCCGCUGCCACUCCCCCGCAGCCUACGCUCCCAGAACCCUUUACAGAGAUCGAAGUGACAGUCGCCGAAAUAUCCUCGACGGGUGAUGGGCUGGCGUUGUCCGAAAAUGGUGACCAUGUCUAUGUCGUCCCCUUCACUGUUCCCGGUGACAAGGCCCUUGUGAAGGUCGUGCGGCACGUCAAUGCCCUAUCCUACAGCGUGACGGACUUUAUCAAGGUCAUUGAGCCCGGUCCGCAACGGCGAGACGACGCAAUUGGAUGCAAAUACUUUGGCAAAUGCUCGGGUUGUCAGCUGCAGAUGCUGUCUUAUGCGGACCAGCUGGCGCAUAAGAAGCGCAUCGUGGAGAAGGCGUACGCCAACUUCUCCGGCCUUAUUCCGGAACUGAUUCCUGCCAUUGGGGAUACUUUCCCAUCUCCCCUGCAAUACGGGUACAGAACUAAGCUCACACCGCACUUUCCACCUCCAAAACGCAAUGACGCCGGAGAGCCCCAAGUACCGCCUAUUGGCUUCACAUACAAGAACCAGCGCCGACACCUAGAUAUCGAAGACUGUCCCCUUGGCACAGACAUCAUUCGAGCAGGGCUCAAAAGCGAGAGGAAGAAGGUAGCGGAAAAUUUGCAGCAGUACAAGAAGGGCGCUACGAUCUUACUGCGCGAAACAACUUCCCGCACACCCAAGAGCUCGACAGACACCGACCCUACCUCCGCCACAAAACCCACCGUAAUCACCUACGAAAACAAGAACAAGCCACACCAAGAAUCAGGCGACGUCAUCACCCUGGAUCGGCCGAACUAUAGCGAAGAGAAACGGUGCGUGACAGAUCAAAACGCCACCUCGGUUGAGUACAUCGACGAUUACCUCUUCACCAAUAAAGCCGGUGCCUUCUUCCAGAACAACAACUCGAUCCUUUCCGGAUUCACAGAGUACAUCCGCGAACAUGCCCUUACUCCAACCUCCGACAAAUCUGGUACCCCCAUUAAAUACCUCCUGGACGCCUACUCCGGCUCCGGUCUCUUCACGAUAACGCUCUCUCCGCUAUUCAAAUCGAGCCUGGGCGUUGAUGUGGCCGGUGACUCUAUUGUAUCGGCGCGCGAAAAUGCGCGUGCAAAUAACUUGCCUAAUACGGGAUUUGCCGCUGCUGAUGCUGCGGUGCUCUUCAAAGACGUGCCCUACCCGCCCGAUCAAACGUUACUAGUUAUUGAUCCGCCGCGCAAGGGAUGCAGCGAAGAUUUCCUGAGGCAGUUGCUGGCGUACGGACCGAGGAGGGUUGUGUAUGUCAGCUGUAAUGUACACACGCAGGCGAGAGAUGUGGCGGUUAUGGUGCAAGGGGAUGAGAAGACAGGUGUCAGGUAUAAUAUUGAAAGUAUUCGUGGAUUUGAUUUCUUUCCGCAGACGGGGCAUGUGGAGGGCGUUGCCGUGUUGAAUAAGGUUGUCGUGUAG